Cicer arietinum (chickpea) is the source of this 1419-nucleotide messenger RNA. RefSeq lists its product as uncharacterized. The record is from RefSeq and is a predicted model, not a curated record. NCBI's taxonomy places the organism in Eukaryota, Viridiplantae, Streptophyta, Magnoliopsida, Fabales, Fabaceae.
CAUUGCGUGACUCCAUUUCGCCUCUAAUCUAAAUCACUAACAAAGAGUUGCCUAAUUAUUACCAAAUUACCAUUCUCAUUACCAUUUUCUUUUUCUUUUUAAAAAAGAAAAAGAAAGCGAACCAUGAUAAUUAACACCACGUGCAAUUUGCUUUAAUUUUACCUUGUUCUUUCUUGUCUAUGGUGGUAACCGUUAUAUUACACCACUCACCCAAACUCACUUUUAAUAAAAGAGAAAUUAAGAGAAUAUCGACAGUCAUGAAGAGACAAAGCAGCGCGGUGUCUCCCUCAUCGUCACGGCGAGAAACCGCGCCGGAGAAAAUCCACGUCAAGACAAUUGGCUGCAUGUCCGGCAUUCUCCACCUCAUCUCUACUUCCCAUUCCCGUCGACAUCGCCGUUUCCUCACCUUCGGUAAGAAACAGACUAAGAAUCACGUUUCUUCCAUUUCCACCGCCACCGCAAACUCGCAACCAGAAAACGCGAAAGAGAAGAAGAGCGAUGAAGUUUGCACCGUACGAAAUCCGAGAUUAUCGAGCGAGGUUCCGAGGAGUCCGACGUUGCCACCGGAUAUUCGCCAUUCGAGUCCGGCGAAGUCGUCGGAGAAUGUUCGGGAGCCACCGGCGCUAGUGGCGAGGCUGAUGGGACUUGAAGCGGUUCCUGCUUCGCCGGAAACGGUGGUGGAGAAGAGGCAGAAGCUGCUGGGAGCGUUGCAGAGGUGUGACGAGGAUCUCAAGGCACUGAAGAAGAUUAUUGACGCCGUAAGGACUACUGAUCCGCUUCCGUCACUGUCACCGUCUCCGGUGGUAGUUAAGCGCAGCAUAGGUGAUUUAGGGGAUAAAGUGAAAACGGUUACGGAGGUAAAGUGUUCGGUGGUUAACGGUGAGCAACAGCAGCCGAGUCCUGUGUCUGUUCUUGACGAGUUCACUCGUUCGCCACUCAGUCCGAAUUGUCACUCGGGACGUUAUUCAUUUGCACGAAUGCAACAGCAGAAACAUCAGUUACUGAAGAAGCCAGGAGAGGAAGACAUCAGCAACACAUUAUACAUACACGAGAGAAUGACAAGUGAAAUAGUUAAUAAGAAAGUCCAAGAGGAAGAUCGUUCAGUUAUGUGGAGUAACAAAGGAAUGAUGAGAAGUGUAGAUGAGGUGUGUAGGGACGUUGCUUGGGGAGAAAAUAGAGAGAUUGGAAGAAUAGGGUUGGCUUUGCAGGAUUGUAUCUGCAGGGAUUUGAUUGAAGAGAUUGUUAGAGAAUUAGGAUGUUUGUAUACUUUGUCUUUGCCAUUUGAGUCUUGUAAGAGAAGACUCUGCUUCUAAACUAUACAUGGUCAACGUUUUUCUGUUCUUUUUUGUUUGUUUAUUAUUUAUGUUAUUAAACUUAUAUUUGUCUUACAGUUACAUUUGGUUUAGCAGAUUAUUCGUU